Uranotaenia lowii is the source of this 738-nucleotide messenger RNA. RefSeq names its product endocuticle structural glycoprotein ABD-5-like. Gene Ontology annotation, cellular component: chitin-based extracellular matrix. The transcript is spliced from 2 exons. Lineage: Eukaryota; Metazoa; Arthropoda; Insecta; Diptera; Culicidae. Gene Ontology annotation, molecular function: structural constituent of chitin-based larval cuticle. Bases 78 to 488 code for a protein of 136 amino acids. The record is from RefSeq and is a predicted model, not a curated record.
UCAGCUCAUCCUGAACGGUGUUUUUUUUCCUUUUUCGAUCAAAGGUGUAGAGUCCUUACCGUGUGUGGUGUUCAAAAAUGAAUAAAUUCCUGGCUCUGAUCAGUGUGGGGUGUGUCCUGUUGGCCGUUCACCAAACUUUGGGGGCUCCCCAGGGCCCGGAUGCUGUUGGUACGCGAUCGGCGGCUCAGGAAGUGACGGUUGUGCGAUCGUUCAGUGAAAAUAAUGGCUUCGAUGGGUAUCGGUUCACUUACGAGCUGAGCGAUGGGCAGAUCCGUUCCGAGGUGGGAACCUACAAGGAUGCCAAGGAUGCCGAGGGUAAGGACGUCAAGGUCCUGGUCGUCCAGGGAUCGUACUCGUACGUUGCUCCCGAUGGCCAGACGCACUGGGUCAACUACGUUGCCGACGAAAAUGGAUAUCGCCCCAAGGUUGGAACCGGCCCAACUGGAGGAAUCCAGCCGGGUCAGGAUGCUCCCAUUAGCACCGCCUAAUUAGGGGGAUUGCACCUCAAUCAUCCUACUGUGAGAGACUGUGUUUUACAAAACGGUGGUAGUUUUAGUUGAUUUCUCUAAGUCAGUUUGAGUAAUCUUUUUUUUGGAAACUAGAAAAGAACCUCAACCCCAAUAAUUUCCGAAAGAGAUAUCAAUAGUUUUAAGGUACACUGUAAAUAUGAAGACAAAUGAAGUGAGUGAGCUCUGCCAAGUAAAUAAACGUUGAGAUUAAUGUCGAUGGAGAUUUUAA